Messenger RNA from Peronospora farinosa, 2361 nucleotides. Lineage: Eukaryota; Oomycota; Peronosporomycetes; Peronosporales; Peronosporaceae. The record is from the annotation of a GenBank genome assembly.
AUGUACGCUGUCGCUUUGACCGCACGUGCCACACGGCAGCAGCUGCGCUCCACCGCCAUGAAGGCCAGUAUGUCGUCUAGCUGUGGUGUUCCUGUGCCUCUGUCUGUACUGGACCCCAAGGGGAGCCCCACAAUUGAUCAGACCUACGAGAAGAUAGAGAAGAACCUUCAUACGGUUCGCAAAACCACAGGGAACAAGCCCUUGACGCUCGCUGAGAAGAUCAUUUACGGCCACUUGGACGAUCCUACUAUCAAAGCCAAACGCGGCGAGACGUAUCUAAAGCUUCGUCCUGACCGUGUAGCCAUGCAAGAUGCUACAGCUCAGAUGGCUGUGUUGCAGUUCAUUUCAUCAGGUCUGCCCAAGACUGCUGUGCCUACGACGAUCCACUGUGAUCACUUGAUCACGGCUGAAAAGGGCUCGGAUACUGAUCUGGAUAACGCCAAGAUUAUUAACAAGGAAGUGUACGACUUUUUGUCGUCAGCUGGCGCCAAGUUUGGCAUGGGGUUCUGGAAGCCUGGCAGUGGAAUCAUUCACCAGAUUGUUCUGGAAAAUUACGCCUUUCCUGGAGGUCUUAUGAUUGGAACGGACUCGCACACCCCCAAUGCUGGUGGAUUGGGAAUGUGCGCCGUCGGCGUCGGUGGUGCUGAUGCUGUUGAUGUGAUGGCUGGCAUGGCCUGGGAACUAAAGGCCCCUAAAGUCAUUGGUGUGAAACUGACAGGAAAGUUAUCGGGCUGGACGUCCCCGAAGGAUGUAAUUCUUAAGGUAGCUGACAUUUUGACCGUCAAGGGUGGAACCGGUGCCAUUGUGGAGUACUUUGGCCCCGGUGUCGAGUCCAUUUCAUGCACGGGUAUGGGCACAAUCUGUAACAUGGGUGCUGAAAUCGGUGCCACGUGCUCUACAUUCCCUUUCACGGAGCGCAUGGGCGACUACCUGCGCUCCACCAAGCGUAGCGGCAUUGCCUCGGCUGCUCAGUCGUUCCAGGCCAAUUUGCGUGCCGAUGAGGGCGCCCACUAUGACCAGAUCCUUGAGAUUAACCUUGACGAGCUGAAGCCGAUGCUGAACGGUCCGUUCACGCCUGACCUUGGCCACAUUGCUGGUGCCGACAUGAAGGAGGCCAGCGAGAAGAACGGCUGGCCCACAGAGCUGAGCGCCGGUCUGAUCGGAUCAUGCACCAACUCUAGUUACGAAGACAUGACUCGCUGCGCUGACCUGGCGAAGCAGGCUAAAGACGCAGGCCUCGAGUUCAAGGUGCCGUACUACGUGACGCCUGGCUCGGAGCAGGUACGCGCCACCAUUGCCCGCGACGGCAUUCUGGACACAUUCCUCGACUCUGGUGCUACGGUCCUCGCCAACGCUUGCGGCCCAUGUAUUGGCCAGUGGAACCGUACUGACGUGGCUAUGGGUGAGAAGAACUCAAUUUUAACAUCUUACAACCGCAACUUUGCCAAGCGUGCUGACGGUAAUCCCGCCACGCACAGCUUUGUGACGUCCCCCGAGAUGGUGACCGUUGGCUCGAUCGCGGGCACUAUCACGUUUGACCCGUCUCAGGACACGAUCAAGACUCCAGAUGGAAAGGAUUUCAAGUUCACUGCUCCGUUUGGCAAGGAGCUUCCGCCACGUGGAUUCGACCCCGGUGAGGAGACGUUUCAGGCCCCGCCUGCCAGCGGUGAAGGUUUGUCGGUGCACGUUGACCCGCAGAGUGAGCGUCUGGCCCUUUUGUCUGCAUUCGACGAGUGGAACGGCGAGGACCUGGUGGAUAUGCCGGUGCUGAUCAAGGCAAAGGGCAAGUGCACGACUGACCACAUCAGUAUGGCUGGCCCGUGGCUGAAGUACCGUGGGCACUUGGACAACAUCUCAAAUAACAUGUUGAUCGGUGCUGAGAACGCCGAGACCGGCGAGACAAACAGUGUUAAGAAUCAGAUGACGGGCAAAUUCGACAAGGUGCCCGAAGUGGCCCGCCAGUACAAGGCUGACGGUAUUAGCUGGGUCGUGAUCGGUGACGAGAACUACGGUGAGGGCAGCUCACGCGAGCAUGCCGCUUUGGAGCCGCGUCACCUUGGUGGCCGUGCUGUAAUUGUUAAGUCGUUCGCGCGUAUUCACGAGACCAACUUGAAGAAGCAAGGCAUGCUGCCGCUGACGUUUGCGAACCCAGCGGACUACGACAAGAUUACAGGGAACGACAAGGUGGCCAUCCUUGGCCUGAAGACUUUCUCGCCUGGCAAGCCGCUGACGCUACGUGUGACUCCUGCCUCCGGUGAGGCUGCGUUCGACAUUACGGUGAACCACACGUUUAACGAGGAGCAGAUUGAGUGGUUCAAGAAUGGCAGCGCACUGAACGUGAUGAAGAAGAGCAACGCGUAA